CGCUCAAAUUGGCAUGCCCAACAGAUGCUUUUAUAAUAUUUAAAAAAAAAUGAUCUUUCGAACUUUAGUUAAAAAAUCAUCGUUGGAAAGCUAUUUAUUGUUAUCUAGGAAGUGUUCCAAUAAAGCUCAAACUGUAACUUUAAUACCAGGCAAUGGUAUUGGACCAGAAAUUGCGGAUGCUGUUAAAAAGAUAUUUGCAGUAUCUGAAGUACCCAUUCAAUGGGAAAGUGUAGAUGUAACCCCUGUUAAAGCCCCAGAUGGAACUUCUCAGAUACCGCAAGCAGUUAUUGAAAGUUUUAAGAGGAACAAAGUAGGGUUGAAAGGGCCAUUAGCUACACCUAUUGGUACAGGACAUCGUUCAUUAAAUUUAGCUAUUAGAAAAACCUUUUCAUUAUAUGCCAAUGUGAGGCCAUGCAAAUCACUCGAAGGGUACAAAACCUUAUACAACGACGUUGAUUUAAUCAUUAUAAGAGAGAAUACGGAAGGUGAAUACAGUGGAAUCGAACAUAUUAUUGUCGACGGGGUCGUUCAAAGUAUAAAGCUCAUAACUGAAGUGGCAUCGACGCGCAUCGCGGAUUUCGCUUUCAAAUACGCUCGGGAAAACAAACGCAAAAGAGUUAGUGCUGUUCACAAGGCCAAUAUCAUGAAGAAAUCCGACGGACUUUUCUUGCAUUGCUGUAGGCUCGCCGCCGAAAGGAACAAAGACAUUGAUUUUGAAGAGAUGUUCUUGGAUACGGCUUGCCUAAAGUUGGUAUCAAAUCCUGCCAGGUUCGAUGUUUUAGUCAUGCCAAAUUUAUACGGCGACAUACUUAGUGAUAUGGGGGCUGGAUUGAUUGGUGGACUAGGACUCACUCCCAGCGCAAAUAUAGGAGACAAAGGGGCCGUUUUCGAAGCUGUUCACGGUACGGCUCCUGAUAUAGCGGGCCAAGACAAAGCUAACCCAACAGCCUUAUUACUUAGUGGCGUCAUGAUGCUCAAGUACUUAGGGUUUCCCGUUCACGCAAGUAAUAUUCAAACCGCUUGUUUCGAGACUAUCAAAGACGGAAAAUGCCGCACUAUAGAUUUAGGCGGCAAUUCUAAAUGUUCCGAAUUCACUGACGAAAUAUGCCGAAAAUUGCAAAAUCUUAUGAAAUAAUUUAUCUUAUUAUUUUUAAAUAGGAACAAAAAAAAUUUUUUUUAUACAAUUUGUUUGCUGUUAAUAUCAUAUAUUUGUGUGUUUAAGUUUUUAAAAUAAAUGUAAUUGAUGUAUAUAAAUUAUUGCAAUAAUUUACAUAUUGUGAUGCGCUUUGUUUUGAGUAUAAUAUUAUACAUAUAUAAGCAUAAUAUAUUAUAUAUUUAGUGAGUACUCUUAAAUCUAAACAAUUAUCUACUACU
This is a messenger RNA of Gordionus sp. m RMFG-2023, 1374 nucleotides long. Its product is annotated as probable isocitrate dehydrogenase [NAD] subunit alpha, mitochondrial. Lineage: Eukaryota; Metazoa; Nematomorpha; Gordioida; Chordodea; Parachordodidae. Gene Ontology annotation, biological process: isocitrate metabolic process; tricarboxylic acid cycle. The record is from RefSeq and is a predicted model, not a curated record. The coding region runs from base 50 to 1135 and encodes 361 amino acids. Gene Ontology annotation, cellular component: mitochondrion. Gene Ontology annotation, molecular function: NAD binding; isocitrate dehydrogenase (NAD+) activity; magnesium ion binding. The transcript is spliced from 11 exons.